AUGUCUCCCAAUGUUGCCGAAGAGCAGGCCUUGCCGCACUUCCAGGAUGCCUACAAAUUAGGCGAAUUCCUGGGAUCGGGCAGCAUGUCUGUCGUGCGGCGGUGUGUGCGGAAGGUGGACAGCCAAACCUUUGCCGUCAAAUGCAUUACUGCCAUCGAUGAAGAAGUUCGGCAAUUUAGUCGUGACGAGUACGAACUUGUUCGGACUCUGAGGCAUCCUGCCAUCAUUACCUUCAGAGCUUGGUUUGAAGGCCCCGUCUCUGCCUGGAUUGUCAUGGACCUUUGCAGCGGUGGUUCUGUGGAGUCCUUCGUUCGGCGUGAGGGCGCCUUGCGAGAGACACAGGUGCAGGACUUGGGUUUUCAAUUGAUUCGGGGCAUUGACUAUUUGCACCACAAGAGAGUUGUUCACCGAGACCUGAAGCCUGCCAACUUGCUACUGCACAGGCAACAGUUGAGUACAUCCAGUGCUAUUGGACUCUUGGAGGCCUGUAGGACAGGGACGCGGCUUAAACCGACUGACCCGGAGCAUUUCGGCUCUGCCACGGACAUCUCUCCUGCCCAAAUUCAGUGGCCGCUGGUGGGCAAUUGGGAGCUCGAUUCGCAAACAUGCCACAAAGGUGUCGGGGCGCCCGUGGACACUACAAAAGUGCCGAUGUUGCCGGCGGGCGCGGCGACUCCAAGGGCUCCGCCCCGAACGACUCCAAAGUCACCACCUCCCAGACAUAACAAGGAGGCCUGGGGGCGAUGGAAGGAGCAGCGGGAUGACGAGACCAGCGCCGAGUAUCUCACAAGGCUUCGUUCGGUAUAUGGGAAAGAGCGGCCAACGGAGCCGAAAACCAAGGAAGGGGGUGUGGAACCGAAGGUUGCAAACGCCUUUGUGAAGAAACCGCCGGAUGCAAAGGAAUUGAAUACCACACAUCCGGCAGAUGCGAAGUCUGGAUUCGACCGGAUGGAAUCGGGGCCAGUACUUGGGUCGCACUGUUGCAUUUCGCUUGAAAACUACACUUGCCUCCGCUACGGAAGCGAUGAAUUUCUUGAUGUAGGUGGAGGGAAAGACCGUGCUUGCCGUGGGGCUACUGAGACCGACAACGAUCCAUCCCACUAUACAAUAUCAAGCGGUUCCCUGCAGGAAUGCAAGCAAGCGUGCAGAGACAAUUUGGCCUGUGUAGGCAUUGAACAUGCAGGGACCCGUUGCGAGAUUUGGACAAGGUCAGAUGGAAUUCAAUCCUCGAGUUUCAGUGCAGGUUCCCUUUGCCAGAAGCUUGAGUUCACAUAUGUAGAUGGCUCUUUAAACCGAGCAUGUCGAGGAGAGAACAUCAAUGACAAUGCUGCUUCUUACUACUCCGUCUCUACUGCAUCAAUGGCUGGCUGCAAGGAAAAUUGUCGCAAGACUCCCGGUUGCGUUGGCAUCGAAUUCAUCAACAGCCGUUGUGAGGUUUGGACGCGCCCUGAAGGCAUCAAGGUCGGCAAGGAAGCUGCAGGAUACACUUGCUUGAAAUAUCAUGGUGGACUACAUGCUGCUCCCAGCACAAAGCAGGAGCGGGAUGCUCGCUUCUUGAUUCAGUCUACCUUUGGCCCUACUUUAGCCACCCUGGCUGAAUUGGGGUACACAACCUAUGAUGGCUGGAUCCAAAAGCAAAUGUCCCUGCCACCUAGCCUUCUUCGUGUGUACUACCGAAAGCGCGUGAAUCCACGACCUGUACGUCUUGCUUCAGAUAUGGAUUCAGGCAGACCGGCUUCAAGAUGUGCUGCAGGAUCCCGGUGGGUCCAUCAUGCCAUUUUGAAGACUGAUGAAUGGCGGACGAUCAAGGUGAGCAACAACAAGAUUCUUGUGGACGGUUUUUUCCGCACCGACAUCGACCCACACUUCAUUGGAAACGAUCUGCGGGAGCCGAAGGCCUGUACCAACAUUGAACCCUUGUCGUGGGCUGAUGCAGGGUAUGGCUGUUCCACCCACCAGGACAAGGUUGAAAGAGAGUGCACGAAAGAUUCGGUUUGGGUGGAGGACCAAUAUUGUGCCCAGACUUGCUUCAACCUCGGUUUGGGCUAUGAAGAAGAUGACUGCUCUCCUGGAUGGCCGUCCUUCUCGUACGAAGGAUACAUUUGCAAAGUCUCGUACGAUUCAACCAGGGCAUGGAUCAAAUUGAGCACAUCUUCGAGUUGCACGGGCGCCUUCACUGCAAUGUUGAAUCCUGGCGUAUGGAAGUCCAACCCGGACGACAGCAUCACGCAACCACUUCUUUUUGAUGUUUUCCGUCCUGGCGUGCUGUUGCUCAAGGAGCCGCCUGCGCAGUGCAAUCUUGGGACCAUAGUCCAAUCCAACGUGGAAUCGUCCGGUCGAUUUUACAUGUUGGAAGAGCGCGUGGAGCUGCUCGAGAACACUUUGGAGAACCCUGCUGCCACGGGUGUGACAGGUGGCAAGUGUCCGACAGUGCCCAAAACUUUUCUCAACGAGCACAGCUGCAAAUUGCUGCCAGGGUGUCUGGCGUUGGGGCAGCAAGGCCUUACCGUGUCCCUGACUCUUGACACCCUGGCGAAGUUCUUCUCCGUUGGAGGGCGCUACGUCUAUGUAGUUUCUGGUUUGCGCACAACGGCAAGCCCAUGUGGCAAGGUCUCACGGUGGAAGCAGCUGGCCUGCCCGUCAGCUUGCGUGGCGUCUGAUCUUGAAAAUGCCACAGCUGAGACCAUUCGAACCUCCAUCCAACAAGCUGCAGACCAGGGGAAUGUUCGGGACAUCGAUUUGUCUUGUUCCGGUGUAGAUGCAGGUUCUAUCGUACAAGUGGGCGAUGUUUUUUUCCAGCACGUCCACAACGAUGAAGACAAUGUCUUUGACUUUACAGAUUGGACGCUUCAACACCCUGGGGGGGCCUCAAAGAUCAAGCAGUUCACCAGCAAAGGCUAUACUUUGGUUUUCCCAUCUUGGCAUCCAAUGGAUCGCUGGGAUUCUGGAAUAGCUCCAGACGUUAUUGGUCCUGGAUUUGUCGGCAAAAUGGGCAAUUCUGUUCGCUUCCACAACCUUCCCCAACCUUUGCAAACGGAUGCAAUUGCAGAGUCUCUCGGGGCAGCGGCGACAGAUCAGGAGCUGUCAGAAGUGUGUGGGUCCCCGGGCGAAGUUGCGAACAACCCCUACCUUGGACACCGGCUGUCCUUCAAGCAUGGUGCGCCGGAUGAUUGGCAUUUCGACAGUGACUAUGGUUUUUGGUGGAAUCGCGACCAUCGCACCAAGUCUGCGGUUUGGACCAUGCAAGCCCUCUUUGCCGAUGAUCAGCUUCGUCAGCGAGUAGCUUGGGCAUUGUCCCAGAUCUAUGUCUGUUCUGUGAACGGCGGCGGCUAUUCGGAACGAGCAGAGUCAUGGCUGAACUACUAUGACAUUUUUGUUCGCAAUGCCUUCGGGAAUUUGCGCGACGUUCUCAGGGAGGUCACCUACAAUCCGAUAAUGGGGGACUAUUUGACGUACAAGCGCAACAGGGCUAUGGACGAGACUGGACGAUUCCCUGAUGAGAACUACGCACGUGAGGUGAUGCAAUUGUUCUCCAUCGGCCUUUGGAAGCUGAAUCCUGACGGCUCUGAGAUGAAGGAUGCGAAUGGCAACUCGAUCCCAACAUACGGCAAUGAUGCCAUCAUGGAUUUUGCGCGAGUGUUCACUGGCUUCGACGAGCAGAGGGAUAGAGGCAAUCUGGAGUACGUCGAUGGCAAGAACCGGAUUGAUCCUAUGCAAAUGAAGACGCAUUCACAGCUGGUGGACUGGCAUGAUAGAUAUCCGAAGCCAACCUUGGAUGGCGGAUACCUUGGCGAUGGCUAUCCUUUGUGCUCGGACGCCGCAGAGCAAAGCUUUCUCCGGAAAGGUGCCCUUUACACUUUCAUUGGGAAGAGCUUGGAUGGACAUGGCGCCCUCAACCUCUCCAAGUCAUCCGAUUUGUUCAAAGCUUUGUGCUUCGAAUCAGGAGGCACGUGCCAGUACAACCUCACAGUGACGCUGGGGGAAACAGUUCCAUGCAACGGACAAGAAUGCACCACUCAUGCUGUCAAGCAUGUUCAUGUUGACGGUGGAUUCUACGAAUACUUGGAGCCGACGUGUGUGAAUUUGUUCUUCUUCAAUGGGCAAGUCUCGCGCGAAGGUGGUCGCAGGUGGGGCUGGACCACGAAAUGUCGGGACCAAAAUGCGCUGAUUGCUGGGGUCAGCUGCUGCAACGGAUGCAAAAACAGGACAACUGGCUGGAUGGACCGACGCAAUAUCACCUGCGAAAAUGCUGCAACAACUUGGCCAGAAAUGCUCACUGAGAAGUGUAAUUUGGAUGAAGGUUGGAGAAGCAGCAAAUAUUGUCAGCUAGCUUGUUGGGAAGCUGGCGUUGGCUACGACGGUGAUGAUUGCUCACAUGGACCUUGGGAGGGCGAGCAGAUCUGCAAUUACAAUAUGGAACGAGUACGUUUUGGCACAGCUGCGAAGGUGUGUCAAUCGAAAGGGCUGCAAAUCUGCACACAGAAAUUGGAAGGCUACGGCUGCUCCUAUGACGACAUACAUGUGUGGACACAGGACACAUGCAGCUAUGAAGUCUUGGUGUAUCCUGAUGGAAUGGUGAGUUCCAACUGGACCAGCAAGAGCAGGCAAAACAAAUUCUCAGUCAGCUGGAAGGAUGGUAGGUUUCCGUCCAGUCAAAGCUGCCCAGGAGGUUGCCAAGUCUUUGGCGAUGUGUGCUCAUGCGGGAUGACUGAAGAAAUUCGGCCUGUUUUCUCGCAAAUGCCAACAGUAUCUGAUCUCGCAAAAUUGAAGAUUGGUGCAACUCCUCCCAUCUCAGCUUGCUCUGAAUGUGAUGGAAGCAUUCGAGUCUACAACCAGGGACAGACUGUAGAUGAACACACUGUUUUUGAGCACCAAGGCAAGUUUUACAGCAACAAAGAAAGUGUAGUUUUGGUCAGCGGCGGCUUUGAAUUUCGCAACCCUCCAGUGUUCUUGCCAUCUGUCUAUGCAGAGACGAGGCAGGCAUUGUCAGAGGUUGAGAGCCUCCUUGACCACUUGUUCGAGCACCCAAAUACCGCUCCAUUCAUCAGCUACCGCUUGAUUCAAAGACUUGUGACCUCAAACCCUUCACGGGCUUACGUCAAAGAUGUAGCAGAUGCUUUCAAGACCGGCAAGUACAAAGGGAAGACGUACUCUGGCAGAUAUGGGGACCUUGCAGCCACUACAGCUGCAAUUUUGCUGCAUGACGAGGCGCGAAUUCCAAGGUCACCUUCUGAUGGCGCACUGAGGGAGCCAUUGCUGAAGUUUAUUCACGUCAUGCGCUCAUUGGAGUACAAAGACCGGGAUCCAGAUCGGAUGAUAAUCUUGAAGAAUUUGCAGGACACCAUCGGAGAAUUUCCUUUCCAACAUCCAUCGGUCUUCAGCUAUUACUUGCCGGACUUCAAGCCAGACAACUUCCCUGAUGGAAUGGUGGCACCAGAGUUCCAGGUCUUCACUCCCACCCAGAUCAUCAACUUCGUGAACGGGGUGUCUGCACUGAUCGACCACGGACUAAGUGACUGCUCUAGAGGCUUCGGAGAGAGUGAGCCGACGUGUGCCUAUGGUGAGCUGCAACUAGGACCUUUGGAUUGCAUACAGCCAUCACUGGAUCAGCUCGAUUUGCUGCUGACGGGUGGACGCAUUCACAAUAAAGCCAUUCUGCGAGCUGCAUAUGAUGAGGCAGCAGGGUCGGAUCGCUACAAGGUGGCGCAGAAGGCAGUGAUCCUCAGCCCAGAGUUCAAUACUAUUGGACAUCCAUUUCCAAUGGGUGUGCGAUCACCAACUCCACCAGAACCUGCGAAGGAACCACAAGAGUAUAAGGCCAUGGUCAUGGUCUUUCUCAACGGAGGUGCAGACUCUUUCAAUAUGUUGGUUCCAAUGAACUGCCCUCUCUAUGAUGAAUACCGAGAUGUCCGUCAGCGUGUUGCCUUGGAUCCAACUACGUUGCACAAAAUCAACGCUACUGGCCAGCCCUGCUCUGAGUUUGGGAUCCAUCCAGAACUGGAUGUCUUCAAGGAGUUGUACGACAGCAAUGAACUUGCUUUUGCAGCAAAUGUUGGAUCAUUAGUCGAGCCUUUGGACAAGGCAUCUUACAAAGAUGGAUCAGGUGAAAGGUGCGUGGGCUUGUUCUCGCAUUCUGACCAGCAGCGGGCAGCACAAACGCUCACCUGCCAGUACGCGAGUGCUUCCAACAAAGGCGCAGGUGGAAGGCUAGCAGAUGCUCUUGCAGCAGGUACCAAGAAACUUCGGACAAUGUCCUUUUCACUGAAGGGCUCCCAGCCAUGGACGCAAGGGUUCGACACCAGCGCGCAGAUUUUAACGAACGGUGAGCCCAUCGGUUUGCAAAAGGAAGGCCAACUACAAGUUAUCAUCGACAACAUUACAAGCAUAAAACAUGGCAACAUCUACUGCGAGGAGUAUAGCCAAAAAGUUGCCGCCGCCCUUGACUUCAAUGCAAAGCUACGAGCAAGUUUACGAAGUGUGGAGCUGAAGACCAGCUUCUAUACCGACAACAAAGACUUGACCAAGCAACUCAGGGAGGUGGCGAGAGUUGAACGGGACCUUUUCUUUGUGCAGCUUGGUGGCUUUGACAAUCAUCGCGACGUCGGCAGAGAAUUGCCAAGGAGGUUUGAUUCGGUGAAUCACGGCUUCAAAAAGUUUGUGGCAGAGAUGAAAGCCCAGAAUCUGUUUGAGUCAGUGGUGAUGGUGACUCAUUCAGACUUUGCUCGGACUUUGACCCCUAACAGUGGUGCUGGGACUGAUCAUGCCUGGGCUGGAAACUAUGUCGUUGCUGGUGGAGGCAUCAAGGGUGGCAAGAUCUUCAAUUCGUUUCCAAAGUCUUUGCUUCCUGGAGCAGAACAGGAUGCUGGUCGUGGACGUUUGAUUCCCAAGUUUCCCUUCGAGAAUUUUAUGUUGCCAAUUGCUCAGUGGAUGGGCUUGGAAGAAUCGCAAUUUCAACAGGUUUUUCCGAACGUCGGCAACUUCAACUCCUCCAGCUUUAUUGACAAGGUAAAUUUGUUCAAUUGCAGGUUUCUUCCACAGCACCUUCACCGGCUCAUCAACCGCUUGAAGGCGAUCUCAUUGUGCACGCAGCUCUACAAUGCACCUGAACUGAGGUUCGGGCGCCUUUGGAACGAGCGCAUUGACAUUUGGGCGAGCGGGUUGUGUUUGUACUUCAUGCUCAAGAAGCACGUUCCCUUCACCAUAGGGGACCAGAAGGUUGCCGGCACACUGCUCGCAGGCAAGCUUCCCUACAUCGACUGGAGUACCAUGUCUCCGUUGGCUGGCAAUUUAAUCAGGCAAUGCCUUUGUGUAGAACCUUAUGAUCGACCGACAGCGAUGGAGCUGCGUUUGCACCGCUUCUUUGCAUCCAAGAGAAUGCCGGAAUCAAGGAAGGGCAGCAUCGAGCAUGUCGAGGUUCGCGAUCGAAGAGAGUCCAAGGAAUCCCUCAGCACCGGUACAUCGAGUUUCACUGCCAGUCGCCGUAUGUCACUUGAGAAUGCUCCUCUUGAACGCUCUGUGAUGGUCUCGUCAUGCGGGCUGAUUUUUAUGGGACCUGCACGCGCAGGUGGUGAGGGUCGCCACAACCGCGGCUCUGUGUGGUUGGAAGUGGAGGAGCGGCUUCAGCGUAGAGGCGGGAGCAAAGCCACUGCUGAACGUUUGAGCCCAGCCUUUCUGGGGGCGCGCAGCUUCCCAGCUUUCUCGCCCAACAACUGUUCUUCACCUUGCAGUUCACAGCUGCCACAACGCCAUUCAGCUGCAGAUGGUGAAAGCUCUUCCCGCAUGCGAAGCCACAGUAUGUAUUUGAGCACGCCCAAGGCGUGCGACGCUAUGCCCAGGUCGCCGCAGCAAAGAGCAAAGGACUUGGACGAGCGGUGGAAGGAGCCAAGGAGCUUUGAUGUUUUGCUGCGGAUGGCGAAUCAAAAGUUUCGGCAGAUGAACGAGCUCCUGCACGAGGAUUCGCAGCCACAGGCUCCAGAGGAGGCUACUGAAACUAUGCUGGAGAUGCGAGAGGUGCCGCAUGACGAAGAUAGGUCUCUGGCCAGGUCUCAGGCUGAGCAGGUUCGUUGCUUCCCGCUGCUGCUUGCUUUGAGGUUUGGAUCCCAGCUUUGCAGCUGGACUUGGAAGAUCUGCAAAGGCACCUGA
Messenger RNA from Cladocopium goreaui, 8142 nucleotides. The record is from the annotation of a GenBank genome assembly. NCBI's taxonomy places the organism in Eukaryota, Dinophyceae, Suessiales, Symbiodiniaceae.